Messenger RNA from Archocentrus centrarchus (flier cichlid), 919 nucleotides. Its product is annotated as chymotrypsin A-like. Gene Ontology annotation, molecular function: serine-type endopeptidase activity. Bases 73 to 864 code for a protein of 263 amino acids. Gene Ontology annotation, biological process: proteolysis. NCBI's taxonomy places the organism in Eukaryota, Metazoa, Chordata, Actinopteri, Cichliformes, Cichlidae. The transcript has 7 exons. The record is from RefSeq and is a predicted model, not a curated record.
GCCACCACCCAAUCACAUCACUCCCCUGCUGUAUAAAAGCUCCUCUGUGAGGCGGCCCGACCUGAUCGAGCCAUGGCCUUCCUGUGGAUCCUCUCCUGCCUCGCCUUCAUUGGCGCCGCCUACGGGUGCGGCGUUCCCGCCAUCCCUCCUGUCAUCACGGGCUAUGCUCGGAUUGUGAACGGUGAGGAGGCGGUGCCUCACUCCUGGCCCUGGCAGGUGUCCUUGCAGGACUACACCGGCUGGCACUUCUGUGGCGGUUCUCUCAUCAAUGAGUACUGGGUGGUGACGGCUGCUCACUGUGAUGUGUCGUCCUCAGACCGUGUGAUCCUCGGAGAACAUGAUCGUUCCUCCAACACUGAGAACAUUCAGACCAUGACCGUCGGCAGGGUGUUCAAGCACCCGAACUACAAUGGAUUCACCAUCAACAACGACAUCUUGCUCGUCAAGCUGGCCACCCCUGCCCAGCUGGGCACUCGUGUUUACCCCGUGUGCGUGGCCGAGACCACAGAUAACUACCCCGGAGGCCUGAAGUGUGUGACUACUGGCUGGGGUCUGACCCGCUACAACGCUGCUAACACGCCCCCCCGUCUGCAGCAGGCCGCCCUGCCACUGCUGACCAAUGACGAGUGCCGUAAUUACUGGGGCAGCAAGAUCAGUGAUGUGAUGAUCUGCGCUGGAGCCUCUGGAGUCUCCUCCUGCAUGGGCGACUCUGGUGGUCCUCUGGUCUGCCAGAAGUCUGGAGUCUGGACUCUGGUCGGUAUUGUGUCCUGGGGCAGCGGAACCUGCUCCACCUCCACGCCAGCUGUGUAUGCCCGCGUCACCAAGCUGCGCGCCUGGAUAGACCAGACCAUUGCUGCCAACUGAGGAGCGGCUGCACAUCGACCUCAGUCUCAAUAAAACACAGAAACUCUGAAACAGA